Molecule: messenger RNA, 2232 nt
Organism: Dichotomopilus funicola
Lineage: Eukaryota; Fungi; Ascomycota; Sordariomycetes; Sordariales; Chaetomiaceae
Product: queuine tRNA-ribosyltransferase
Exons: 7
Coding region: 1-2232 (743 amino acids)
Cellular component (GO): cytosol
Molecular function (GO): tRNA-guanosine(34) queuine transglycosylase activity
Source: RefSeq, a predicted model, not a curated record
AUGGCCCGACGACUCAUUGCUGCGCUCGCCCUCGCGCACGGCGCCUCGGCUCUCCUGGAAGGGUUUGUGGAAGUUCUGGUCCGCGUCGAUGAGGUCCGCGCCUCGGUGGGUGCCGCCGCCGGGGUGUUGGAGGCUGCUGGGCGUGGCGACGACCCCGGGUACGAGGCGUGUGUGCACGCCGACCAGAUCGUCCAGGACUGCUACGACUCUGGCGCUCUCGAUAGUACUGCUCCGGCGGCGGAAGGGAAUAGGUGUCUGUGUUGCGAGGACUCAUCCAACGUCAGCAUACUCUACUCGAGCUGCGCAUCAUACGCGAUCAAUGAGGUUUCCGCGACCAGUGCCUUUUCGGCCAUGACCGUCCUUUACAGCAUUUGUGGACUUAGCGCGACCUGCGCAACCCAGACUGGUGGUAUUGGUACUACGCGCGGUUCUGCUACGCGCGGCUUUACGCGCACCACCCAGGGCACCGAGGAUACCAUUCCGCUUCCCACCGACCUGCCUGCCCCGUGCUCAAAGUUGCUGUCUAUUUACUCGUCGUGCUCUGAUGACCUGGGCUUCAACACGGCGAAAGCUACCGACGUUGCAUCGUGCUUUUGCCCGGCAAAGUCUGGCAAGUUUGACACGGCGUUCGAGGAUUACGCCAGCUCUUGUAUCCCUUACGCCAAAUCCUCUUUCCUCCCGGGAGAUUACACCGUCGUCACUCGGCUCGCUACAUUCUGCGACGCCGUGCAGACCGGCGGCUCUGCGGCCAGCAGCAGCGGGCCUCUCAUCUUCACCUCGGCCGGGACUCGUACUGGGCCGGAGUUUGGGCUUCCCUCGGAGACCUCUUCGCCAGGGACAACGGGUACUCCGGGUCUGGUCCCGGUCCCUAGUGACGCGGCAGGUGGAAGCACAUCUUCGUCCAGGGGCCUUGGGACGCCGGGCGCCAUGGUCCCUGGCCUUUUUGCUUGGCACCGAAAUUGUGCGCAACAUGAAAUGUGGGCGACAAGACGGUUGAUGAUGGCUUCUAACAGGACAUUUACAUCGCCUGCGCUCACUUUUGAGCUUGUUGCCAGGUGUUCGGUAACACGCGCCCGCGCAUCCAACCUCACCUUGCCCCACGGCAACGUCAAGUUGCCAAUAUUUAUGCCGGUAGCGACCCAAGCAUCGCUGAAAGGCCUGACUCCCGAGCAACUCGAAGCGACAGGAUGCUGGCUAUGUCUCAACAACACCUACCAUCUUGGCCUUAAACCCGGUCAAAACGUCCUCGACGCCGUAGGGGGUGCUCACAAACUCCAAGGAUGGAAUCGCAAUAUCCUGACAGAUAGUGGGGGUUUCCAAAUGGUCUCCCUCCUGAAGCUCGCCAACAUCACCGAAGAGGGUGUGCGGUUCCUCUCUCCACACGACGGCAGCCCGAUGCUGCUGACGCCCGAGCACUCCAUGAGUCUGCAGAACUCGAUCGGCUCCGACAUCAUGAUGCAGCUCGAUGACGUGCUGGUGACCACCUCGCCCGACAAGGCGCGCAUGCGCGAGGCCAUGGAACGCAGCGUGCGCUGGCUGGACCGGUGUAUUGCAGCACAUAAGAAACCGGACACGCAGAACCUGUUUUGUAUUAUCCAGGGCGGGCUGGACCUGGACAUGCGCCGCGAGUGUUGUACGGCGAUGCUACAGCGGGAUACGCCGGGGAUCGCGAUCGGCGGGUUGAGUGGUGGCGAGGCGAAGGAUGACUUUUGCAAGGUGGUGUCUGCCUGCACCGAGAUGCUGCCCGAGUUGAAGCCGCGCUACGUGAUGGGUAUUGGGUAUCCGGAGGACCUGGUUGUCAGCGUCGCGCUGGGCGCUGACAUGUUUGACUGUGUCUGGCCGACACGGACGGCACGGUUCGGCAAUGCCAUCACCAAGCAUGGCGUGUUGAACAUGAAGCGGGAGUUGUAUGCGGCUGACUUUGGGCCUAUUGAGGAAGGUUGCGGAUGCCCAUGCUGCCGGCCGGCUGGGGAAGAGGGUGCCUUGGGGAUUACCAGGGCGUUUGUUCAUCACAAUGCGGCUAAGGAGACGGUGGCGGCGCAUCUACUCACUCUGCACAAUGUGUGGUAUCAGUUGGACUUGAUGAGGAGUGCACGGGAAGCCAUCAUUGCAGACCGUUUCCCGGCCUUUGUCAAGGCUUUUUUUGCCAACCUGUAUCCAGAUCAGAGUGGAUAUCCCCUCUGGGCCGUGGAUGCCUUGAAGGGGGUCGGGGUCGACUUAUUAGGGACAUGA